AUGGACAAGCCAGUAACAGAAUCGUUUGCAGAUCCUAGAAACUCAAGAAGAGAUCGUUUAGAUCGUGAUCAAAGAGGUGAAAGAUACCUCUCGUCUAGAGAAAGAAUUCACAUAACUUUCAGAGAUGAAAGGCCACCUCCUGUUUUAUCAAGAGGCGGUCAUUAUAAUCAAAGGCCUAGAAUUUCAAUGGACUAUGAUGAUUUGGAAAGAUCUCAACCAAGUGGUUCAUCAUUCGUUGAUCGAAGGAAUUUAAGACGUAUGGGAGCUUCUGAUGGGGGACCUUCUUCAGAGUUAGAAUAUUCACAUGAGGUAGACCGCCAUAUGUAUCGAAGCAGAGAUAAUAGAUAUCGUUCUCAUGAUGAUUCAUCAAGAUCUGAUCCUCGAUAUCCAACAAAUUCUGCAAGUUAUGGAUAUGAUGAACGAAUGUAUUCUAAUAGAGAUCAAGAUCGUUAUUCAGCAAGGAAUAUUUACCCAAAUGAUCGAGACCGAGAUAGGUCAUGGCCAAGGCGAGAGCGUAGACCAAGUAGGGAACGUCAUUAUGAACGAGAAAAUGAAAGAGAGAGAUUAAGUCGUGAUUAUUCUCAACAUCGUAAUAAUAAUGUUCCACCACCCUAUUUUGAUCGAGAUGGUCAACAUGAUCCAACCAAUUCUCGAGAUUUUCCAUUUAGAAGAAGACCAUAUUUUCGAGAAGGCGAACUUGAAUUAGAUAGAAUAAAUCCUCCUCGAUUUAGUGUUCAAAUCCCUACAAAUAUUCGAAGGGAAUAUAAUAAUAGAUCUACUUCACCAACUAGGUCAUCAAUUACAAGUUCAUCAUCAUCACUAUCAAAACAUCAAUCUAUUUCACCGAAACUGAAAUCUUUAUCAGGGAAUUCUGAAGAAAUUUCUCCACAUCAUGUCGAACAGGAAAUUAAUCAAAAUUCUCAAAAUUCGAGUAUUCAACAUUCUGAUAGAAUUGAAGAAAAUGAGAAUUUCAAUUAUCCUAAAGAGCAGAAACGAGGUUGGUCAGGUUGGCGUAGCAUUGACCAAGGUGAACCUGAUUUGGUUGAAGGAGAUAUAUCAUUACAAGGUGAAGGUGAAGGUGAAGCCAAUGUAACAGAAGUUAAUGAUGAUAAUGAACUGCCUGAAUCGAAAAUAGAUUUGAUUGCAGUAGAAACAACGCCACCAUCAAAGCUAGAUGAAACAGAUUUAAUUUCGGUUAAAUUAAAUGAACCAAAAUCAAAAGAUGAUCAUCAAGAACAUUCUAUAAAUGAUAUGGAAAUAUCUAGUAUGCCAACAAAUGAGGAUAUCAAAAAUUUAAAUGAAGAUUUAACAAUUAAUACUCCGAAUACAUCCCCCAAAGAAUUGGAACUGCCAAUUGUCUCAUGCAAUUCAAAUUCACAACGAACGGAGCUUAUUAAUGCGCUUGGUAGAGAAAUAGAACAAAUAGAAGAAGACCUUGAUAAAUGGAAUCAUAUAUAUAAUAAAAAGAAAGAAAAGAUUACUAAAAGAGUUGAAAAAGAAAGAGAAGAAAGAGAAAAGUGUAAAAAAGAAAAAGAAAAUCUUAAAGAAAAAUGUAAAGAAGAACAACGAGUAAAACGUGCAGCGGAAGAUAGAGCAUUGUGUGUAAAUCAAGAUGAAAAUGAAAAUAAAGAAAUCAAAGUUCAAAUCCAAAAGAAACGUAGAAAAUCGAAAAAAAAACAUGUCUUCAGAAAUAAUAAACGUCGUGCAUUAGAUCAAAAAUCAACGAAGAAAAUUGCCGAAGGUAUAAGCAAUAUCAAUGAUACAGAGGAAUCAAAUAUUCAUUCAAAACGGUUGGAAGUAAAAACAAAUGAAGAAGAAAUCAAGAAGAUAUAUAAGGAUUUAUUUGAUGGGGUGGGACUUGUUGAAAGUAGACCGGCUCUAAUUAAGAGUUUUAAUUUAAAGAAGAAGGAAGAAGAUUGUACCAGAAAAAGUGGCAGGUUUUCAAAAAACGAUUAUGUCAAUAGUGAAGCUGCUGUUGAAGAAAUUGCUAAACAAAUUUUAAAGGAAGCCGAACAAGAACGACGAGCCGCUCCCGUACCCCCAAUGAUAAUCGGAGAAAAAAAUCGACAUUAUGCUAAAUUUAUCAAUAACAAUAAUAUUGUUAGAGAUCCAGUCAGUUUUUAUGGUUUUAAUAAAGAUCCCGGAGAAAAAUGGACACCUGAAGAACAUGUUGUUUUCAUGAGACAAUUUAAAUUUACUCCAAAGAGUAAGAAAAUUGAAAUUUACAAAGAAUUAAAAAAGGCAUAUUCUUUAAACAAAAAUGGUAGUAAAGUUAAAGAAGAAUUUGGAAAAUCAACUAAUAAUCGUAAUACAGUGGUUAAACAAUCCCCAAAGAAAAGGAAGGCACCAUUGAUAGCGACAGAAAGCGAUCAUCAACAAAGAACAGAUAAUAAUUUACCUGAACGACGAAACAAUAUGAGAGAAAAUUCAGUUGGUAAUAAUUGUGUUGAAAUUUAUAAUAAAGAAGAUGAUUUAACGGAGAAUGACCAAAAUCAAUUAGUUACUGAAGAAAUUAUCAAUAAAAUUGAAAUUGAAGAACAAGCAGAUGAUGAUUAUUCACUUAAAUCACAAUCAACUUCUAUACCUUUAAUAUCAAGCAUAGCAACAAUGGAUCCACCGCUGCCUACAAAUAACCAAAAUUUUCAACAAAAUAUUACAGAUGUCGAGGAUGCUGCACAUGCUCUUACAUUAUUAGCACAACUACCUAUAACAGAAAAUACGCAAAAAUCUAUGCAAAAGGGGGGAAAAAACAAGUCAAAACAAUAUGAUCAUCCUACACGAGCACGAAAUUUAUCGAUAGAAGAGAAUGUUCCUACGAAGAAGAAAAUUACAUCAUCGUAUUGGAACAAAUCGGAUGUGGAGAAAUUUAACAAUUCAUUAAAUCAAUAUGGUACAAAUUUCAAGAAAAUUUCUGAAAUUCUUGAAACCAAGUCAGAAACUCAAGUAAAGAAUUAUUAUGAAAAACAUAUUGCUUCGGGUGUAAUUCCAAAAACGGUUGAAUCUCGAUCUGAAACUCUAGCACAUUUAGAAACUUCACCUUCUAUCUCUACCACUCACACCCCACAACCAGUUGUACAGACUUCUUCAGAUAUUAAUACAGAGCAACAAACUUUUAAUAAUAAUGGAAAUUAUUUUAAUAAUAACCGAAGUGACACACAACCGCAAGUUGAACCACCACAUAAAUCAGUGACUUCUCCAUCCAUAAAUUAUAAUCGAUCAAGUUCUCCACAAUCAUCAGUAAAAAGUGCCAUAUCACAUUUAUUGAACCCAUCAACAGACGACAAUAUAUCUCAUGAUUGGUUCAAUGGAGAUCAAUCUUCAGACAAUCCAAUGGUUAUUGAUGUAGACGCAGAAGAAUCGAGACCUCCUGAAAUAAUGUCAUCAGUAGUUAAUCAACCUACUCCUAUUCAGUUUAUACCCGUUACUCAAUCUACUCAACCUAAUCAAUCUCUUAAUCAGAGCCAUAUUCCAAAGUAUUUCAUGCCAACUAUUUCGAAUUCUCAACAGUCACAAAAUAUACCACAACAUCGACAGGGUUGGGUAGAACAAAAUCAAUUUCGACAAUCAAAUUCCCUUCCCCAAGCGUAUUAUUCAUCAAAUACUCCACCACCUCCGCCACCACAUCAUUCUGUUCAACCACAAGGACCUAAUAACAUGGCACCCAAUAAUAUAAAUACUAAUAGUUUGGCACCUAGUAAUCUAUCGCCUAAUAGUAUGUCACCUACCACACCAGCAUCAAUGUAUCUUCCUCCCACCAAUCCAAUUUAUCCGUAUCAGUAUAGUAGUUUAAUUGUUCCGGACUCAUCAUCACAAAAUAGAUCAUCUGGACAACUUGUAACUGGUUCAAAUACUGUAAAUCAACAUUCUCCUGGUAGAGGUACUUAUCCUACCACCUCAACAUAUCUUCCCAGAGGUGGAGCACCAGUAUUUGAGAAUUACAAUAAUGUAUCUCCCAAUGUACCAAGUAUUAUUACUUCACCCACACCACCGCCACUUGACAAUGUACAAAUUCGACAAUCCAAUUAUGUUGUGCCACAGCAUCAAGUGGAUCUUUAUAAAUUUUUAUAA
Diversispora eburnea is the source of this 4068-nucleotide messenger RNA. The record is from the annotation of a GenBank genome assembly. NCBI's taxonomy places the organism in Eukaryota, Fungi, Glomeromycota, Glomeromycetes, Diversisporales, Diversisporaceae.